Molecule: messenger RNA, 1116 nt
Organism: Phytomonas sp. EM1
Lineage: Eukaryota; Euglenozoa; Kinetoplastea; Trypanosomatida; Trypanosomatidae
Source: the annotation of a GenBank genome assembly
AUGGCUUUGACUCAUAUUUCUCAUCAGAAUGCCAGUGUCGGUAUGCGGGUUCAAGAUUACUGGGGCAGAACUGGAACUAUUCGUUGGAUUGGCAAGAUUGAAAAAAAGAGUCAGUCUCCGACCAACCAAACGGGCUGGCAUUACGGCAUCGAAUAUGAUGAAGAGAGCAAAAACCCCUUGCGUAGUAAUGGUACGUGGAACGAUAAGCAGUAUUUUACAUGUCCACCACGCAACGGUAUGCUUGGAGUUGAACGUGAUUUUUAUCCCGAAGUAAACGGGAAAUAUGUGAAGUUGCUCCGCGAGAAGUUUGGGGAUCAGGUGGCAACUUGGCAUGAUUUCGAGUUGGUUAAAUUUUGCAUUGCUCGCAACUACGACAUGACAAAGGUUAUUGAGAUGCUGAAGAAACACUUGAAGUGGCGCGAAGAAUUUAAACCCUCUUGUGAUGAGUAUUUUCCUCCUAGUAUGGCAGAGGAUUAUUCAUGUGGCUAUACCGGAACUGCUGAUUAUGAUGAAAACCUUAUCUUUUGCGAGAAGCCUAUGAAUAACAAAAGCUGCCCUGCACCGGUGUUUGUUGAAAAAUACACCUUACCGGUCAUUUGCCGUUGGCACAUAGCUGGGAUUGAGAUGGGUUUGCAAUAUUUGAGGGAGUCAAAUUACCACUACAAGCGGAUGUGCUACAUUGUUGAUUUGCAGAACUUAACCACCUUUUCGAGGGCAAUGGUAACAUUUGCGCAAAAGUUGAGUUCUAUUGAACAGGACAACUACCCAGAAAUGGCGGGCCGUGUGAUAAUGGUUAAUUGCCCUACAUUCUUCCGCGUUUGUUGGAAGUUAUUCCAGCUUUUUAUUAAUGAACGCACAAACCAAAAGAUUCGGUUUGUUCCACCAGGCAAAGGCCUUGAGGUGUUAUCACAGAUGAUGGCGGUCGAGGAUAUUCCCGACUUUUGCGGUGGCCCUAGUAGAAAGUGGAUAGAAACUAAUGGCGGUCGGCUCGGCUCUAGCGACCCCACAAAGGUAUACAAAAUUGGUUCUUGUAAUGUAUCGGACCCCGGAUCUCUCCAGGUAAAGAGACUUGAGAACUCUCCUAAUAUGAAAGAUGAGGACAGGCGAUCAAUAUAA